AUUGAAACGGUAGAAGAAGAACUUUUACGCAGGCGACGUAAGGAAAGGGAAACGUUUUCCAAUCGAAGAAGAAGAAGGAGAAGAAGAGGGAAAUUCAAACAAACUUGCAAAAGCUGCGGGCGACGAUAACUGUGAAAACAGAUAAAAGGAGAAUAAAUGUGAACGCAGGACUAGUGAAUAAAGCAUCUUUACAAAUGCAAAGGGCUUCCAGAUUGAAGCGUGAACUUCAGAUGCUGAGCACCGAGCCUCCUCCGGGGAUCACAUGCUGGCAAACCGAGGAACGGAUAGACGAGCUCCGGGCACAGAUCCUGGGUGCAGCAGGGACUCCUUAUGAGGGUGGACUCUUCUCCCUGGAAGUGAAGCUCCCAGAGAGGUACCCAUUUGAGCCCCCCAAGAUACGCUUUUUGACCCCUAUCUACCACCCAAACAUUGACAAUUCAGGACGUAUCUGCCAUGAUGCUCUCAAGCUUCCACCAAAGGGUGCCUGGAAGCCAUCCUUAAACAUCUCCAUAGUCCUCACCUCAAUUCAGCUGCUCAUGGCAGAGCCCAAUCCAGAUGACCCACUAAUGGCUGAUAUCUCAUCAGAGUUCAAAUACAACAAACAAAUGUUUUUGGAAAAGGCCAGGAAGUGCACACGGGAACAUGCUAUUCAGAAUAACAUGGGCGUUGUGGAAGGCAACAAAGAAAACACUCCAGAUCAGAAGUCACGAAAGAGGGAGUCUGACGGCUCCCAGCACUUUGUAGCCGAGCAGGCAAAGAAAACACGUCUGUAGGACACACUUAUUACCCCCCCCCCCCAAAACUGCAUCAAGAAUGUCUUUAGAACCUCUCUGCUUUAAACAUAUUUGUAUUAUUUUAUACUGUCUGAUUUCUUCGUUAUACAGAUACAGAGGCAUGUUUAUGUAUGUUUGUGUUGUGAUAUAUUAUAAAGUUUAUUUUCAACAGUCA
This is a messenger RNA of Betta splendens (Siamese fighting fish), 948 nucleotides long. RefSeq names its product ubiquitin-conjugating enzyme E2T (putative) (gene ube2t). NCBI's taxonomy places the organism in Eukaryota, Metazoa, Chordata, Actinopteri, Anabantiformes, Osphronemidae. The transcript is spliced from 8 exons. The record is from RefSeq and is a predicted model, not a curated record. Bases 195 to 773 code for a protein of 192 amino acids.